Oncorhynchus keta (chum salmon) is the source of this 2057-nucleotide messenger RNA. RefSeq names its product alpha/beta hydrolase domain-containing protein 17B. The transcript is spliced from 4 exons. Gene Ontology annotation, cellular component: plasma membrane; endosome membrane. Lineage: Eukaryota; Metazoa; Chordata; Actinopteri; Salmoniformes; Salmonidae. Gene Ontology annotation, biological process: protein depalmitoylation. Gene Ontology annotation, molecular function: palmitoyl-(protein) hydrolase activity. The record is from RefSeq and is a predicted model, not a curated record. The coding region runs from base 426 to 1298 and encodes 290 amino acids.
GGUUUCGAUUGUUUUUUUGUUCCGUUUUCCGUACAGAAGACAGUCAGCAAGCAACAGUGGUUUAGCUACAAGUAUUGAACCUGUGACUGAAGUCAACAUUAUAUAACAUAUAUGGUUUACAUGUGUCUUGUGGAGGCAUUUAAGUUAAUAUCCGGACCACAUGGACAAGACUGAGUGUCAAAUAGUUGGAGCUUGGUUUGGGUAGACAGUAGUCGUGUGUAAACGUCAAGAAGAUUCAUAGCUACCAGAGUGCUAACCAGAGUGAACGAAGGGAAGAUAAGCUAAGGCAUUUUCGAGUCAACCUGCCUGGUUAACGUUAGCUACUUGUACGCGUUAUCUGUCUACGGCAGUUAGCUAGCUAAGUUACUCGCCAGAAUCAUCGAAAUACUAACUACAAUCCGCAACAUUACCAGCAGUGUUUGAGGAUGAACCACCUGUCCCUGAGUGAGCUGUGCUGCCUGUUCUGCUGCCCUCCAUGCCCCAGCAAGAUCACCUCCAAGCUGGCCUUCCUGCCACCGGAGCCCACCUACACCCUCAUGUGUGAUGAGAGCGGGAGCCGCUGGACCCUGCACCUGUCUGAGCGCGCAGACUGGCAAUACUCAGCGCGUGAGAAGGACGCCAUCGAGUGCUUCAUGACACGCACUUCACGCGGCAACCGCAUCGCGUGCAUGUUUGUGCGCUGCUCACCCAACGCCCGCUUCACACUCCUCUUCUCACACGGCAACGCGGUGGACCUGGGCCAGAUGAGCAGCUUCUACAUCGGCCUGGGCUCACGCAUCAACUGCAACGUCUUCUCCUACGACUACUCGGGCUACGGGGCCAGCUCGGGGAAACCCUCGGAGAAGAACCUGUACGCUGAUGUGGACGCCGCCUGGCAUGCACUCAGGACACGGUAUGGUAUUAGGCCAGAGACUGUGAUUGUGUAUGGUCAGAGUAUCGGUACGGUCCCUUCCGUGGACCUGGCGGCACGCUACGAGAGCGCCGCGGUCGUCCUGCAUUCCCCCCUCACCUCUGGCAUGAGAGUGGCCUUCCCAGACACCAAGAAAACCUACUGCUUUGACGCCUUCCCCAAUAUUGACAAGAUCUCCAAGGUGACUUCUCCAGUGCUGGUAAUUCACGGGACAGAGGAUGAGGUGAUCGACUUUUCCCACGGCCUGGCGCUGUACGAGCGCUGCCAGAGGCCCGUGGAGCCCCUGUGGGUGGAGGGCGCCGGCCACAAUGAUGUGGAGCUCUACGGACAGUACCUGGAGCGCUUGAAACAGUUUGUGGCCCAUGAGCUCGUCAACUUGUCAACUUGACUUCACCCCUCAAUCACACCUGUUGCAACUGUGAACCUCAUGAAAUACCCACCCUUUUGUUUUUUAUUUUGUUUUAUCUUAUAAUUUGGAAUUGCACUGUGUGUGUGUGUUGGGGGAGUCGGACGGACGAUGGACAGAUAUGUACUCAAGAGGAUUGUGUGUUUUGUGCAUAGAAGAGCAGUGGAUUUUGUGUGUGUGUGUGUGUGUGUGUCACACAUUUUCUGCCUUUCAGAAGAAUGCGGUCCUGGUCCAUUGUAAGGAUUUUUGAGCAUAUCUGAGAGGUUUGUGUGGAACAGCCAUGCUGGAUGGAAGACUGGACCGCAACUCAACCCAGUCCAUCUUGACUAAGGAGCCAAGUCUGAUUCAAUGUAGUCAACGUGGAUAUUUUGUUGUGUAUUUGUUUCUAUUUUAAGUAUAUAAAGUUUGCAUGUAUCACGUGACUGAGAACUGUACGAGACAAGUCUGACAUUUACGAUGGCAGUGCCAGUGUUGCCAAAGUUCAGCAUAUUGAAGAAAAUGGCAUGCAACUAUAUUGUAUGUACACCCUAGAAAUAUCUCCAAAGUUGUAUAAGCUGUACAAAGUUUUUUGUUAUUGUUAUUACUAUGUUGUUUUUCAUGUAUUCUUUCAGUAAGCUACUACGACUCCAUCGUAGUAUGAAGAACAAUGUUUUUUCAGACCAGUGACAUGCUGGAUAGUUCCAGUUAAAGAUGUAUAAUGUACAUGUAACAUUAAUAAUAAAGCUUAUUUACCAAUUCAGA